ACUGUCACGUGACCCCGCAUGUGAGAGGUUGGCCUGGCAACUCAAUCCUCCUUUCAGCUGUUUGUCUAUUUGCUUCUGGAUUUUGGAUGCUGCCUUUUUGAAGCUGCGGAGAAACCAAAAGACACUACUUGAGCGCAACCAGGAAGCGAUCCUACGGCUGAAUACGUUCCCAAAUUGCUCUCGAUACUUAUUUUUGAAGUGCAGACCGAGUAAGUGGUGCGCUUUCCGGCGGCCAGCUAUAGCGACGAGCUUAAAGGUCUAUCGAUUGGGACUAUAAGCAGGACUUCAAUGCAGUUGAACGGAGCAUGCUAUGGGGCUCGAUGACACGCUGGUUUGGUAUCAGAAGAAGAUUGGAGCAUAUGACAAAGAUGUGUGCGGCAAGAGCUUAGAGCAGCGUAUUCUGCGGGGCGUGAGCGCUAUACCGAAGAAGUCGGCUAAAAUUAAGGCAGAACUGAUUGACAUCGACCUUGUCAGAGGAUCUACAUUCAAAAAGUCAAAGCCACAAAAUAGCUGGCUUGCCCUAGCAACCAAUGGAAUCGUUCGGGUGCUCCUCUUUCCUCUCUACUUCACAUGGUGGAAGACGCAGACAAGCGGUGGAAUAUCGAUAUUCCUCCUCAUCCUCUACGUGUUGCAGCUCGUGGCCAUAUAUUUGCAUUCCAUACAGGACGAAUCCUAUGUCUCGGAGAAUACUAUAACUGAAGUUUUGACGCCCAUAGCCAUGAUGCUGGUUUUGGGCAUCAUGCAUGCACAAGUGGUAGCUACGUACAGUACCAAUGGACAGAUAAGCACAGUCAGGAGACCAAAGCCAGGCCGACAAAAACGGGUGAAGCGAAAGACGCGGACGCGCGUUCUCUAUGAAGGAAAAUCCUCGCCUGGAACAGCGUCUGAAGAGAAGACAGAAAGUCAGUGGUCAGAGAUUAAUGCUCAGAGGGUGACGACGGCACACUCAGGGAACGAUGCCAAGAGGACGAAAACAAAGGAGGAUCUGCUAGGAAGUCUUCGGCACGCAGUGCAGGGAUGCAUCAAUUCGAGUCUGCACGACUCGACACAUCACAAUUCCCGGCACGAAUCCCCAAAACGACAACACACGAGCAAAAAGAACUCGGAUGAAGAGAGUGGCCUGGAGAGCUUGGGCAACCACAACGGCACUGAGGAGCUGUUUGCGGUGCAGGAUAUAUCGACAAAGCUGCCGUCCAGCCCGAAGAGCUGCCAGCAGGUACCUUCGAACGACCAGGUCCGGAAAUCGUCCCCGUGUCUGGCAGACGAAAAGUCAUUACCCAGCUCGGAGGACGACGAGUUUUUCGUCGCACGCAAGAAUUCAUUGCGUGACCAGCGCCCCUUCUGGAAAGCCAAUCCUUUUUCCUCGACCGCUGAGCCCGGCAGCCACCUGUCAGAACUGUCCCAACCUCAGGGCCUUUUGUACUGUGUCUUGAAAGAGUCCCAAGACAAAGAGAUCCAACGGCGCAGGUCGUCUCCGCCGGACCUCCCUCCGUCGACGUCCACCGUGCGAAGCAGGCGAACCCGUGUUGCCCGAUUCACUCCGCCACCAUCUCUGCGUCUGCUGCGGCAGGAGUCCAACAGCUCCUGCGAGUCGGACAAGGACACCACGUCUCCUAAUACGCCCAUCAAGCCUCCAGCGUCGGACAGCGAGUGGCCGCUUCUGUCAAACACAGAUUGCAACGGCUACACUUCCAGUUCUGAAGGCAUAGAAGAGGACGGCCCUGACGACUGUGAGGAAAAUCCAGCUAACGAUAAUGCUGGUGCAUUUGCUGGUACACAGGCCGGCCUGGAUAAAGUGAGCUGCACUAUCUGGGAGCAUGGCGAAUGUAAGAAAGUGGACUUAUCAGUCAUGGACAUCGCGUCGGCAAUUAUUUAUAAGGUGGACUGCAUGAAACACAGUUCAGAAUACAUCUUACUCGGAUUCAUCCUGACGUGCGUGACAUCGUCACUUCCGCUGCUGUUCAGACUUCAGAGCUCGUCUGCACUCGACGGAGUUGUUCUCGAUGCAGACGCCCUCGUCAUAAGUCUACCUCGGGAAGUCCGUCGUCUGCCUGAGGUUCUUCACGAUGCUCUUUAUCAGUCACAUUGGAGCAGUUCAUCAAUUCUGCCACUGAUCUCAUUGCUCGGGCAGUUUUGUUUUGGCACCGUAUUCUUCUUUUUACUGUCCGUAGCUGAAAGGACUUUUAAGCAGAGGUUCCUUUAUGCCAAAUACUUCUGUCAUCUCACGUCUGCAAGGAGAGCCCUAAGGUCGGACUUGCCUCAUUUUCGCCUCAAUAAGGUCCGCAACAUAAAGACUUGGCUCUCCGUCCGUUCCUACCUCAAGAAACACGGUCCUCAAAGAUCUGUCGAUGUCAUUGUGUCCACUGCAUUUAUCAUCGGGGUGUGCAUUUUAUCGCUGCUCUGCGUCCAUUGGCUCAAGGAGAAUGAGCAGUUUGCCGAGCGGUUGUAUAGUUGGGAGAUGGUAUGCUGGAGCAUGGCACUGGGUAUUUUUCUCAUGAGAUUUAUGAUCCUUGGCUCGAAGAUAAACAACAAGUACAGGAAUCUGUCUGUACUCAUCACGGAGCAGAUCAACUUGUAUUUACACAUGGAGCAGAAACCGCACAAGAAAGAAGAACUCAUUUUAGCUAACAAUGUCCUCAAAUUAGCUGCUGAUCUGCUCAAGGAACUCGAAAGCCCCUUCAAAAUCUCUGGGCUCUGUGCAAAUCCCUACCUGUACAACAUCACCAAAGUAGUCUGUCUGUCAGCAUUUUCAGCUGCACUCACCGAACUGUUUGGCUUUAAGCUGAAGCUGCACAAGAUCAAGAUCAAGUGAAAGUUGGCAGCUCAGGAGCGGGACGCGUGCCCCGACACUGGAGACCAGAACCUUUUUCUCCGAGAUUAAUGCUCCCGAUCCGCGCGGACCCUCUAGAUUUAUCACCUCCAGACAAAGACUAGUCAUGUAGACAGUUUCUGUUGAAAUGAUUAGAGAUGUCUGCAUACCCUAGGAGCACAUGGUAUUUUAAAAUAUACACAUUUUUGUUCUCAA
Ornithodoros turicata is the source of this 3025-nucleotide messenger RNA. It is a transcript of the gene phtf, whose product is annotated as protein PHTF1-like. The transcript is spliced from 20 exons. The record is from RefSeq and is a predicted model, not a curated record. Lineage: Eukaryota; Metazoa; Arthropoda; Arachnida; Ixodida; Argasidae. The coding region runs from base 311 to 2812 and encodes 833 amino acids. Gene Ontology annotation, cellular component: endoplasmic reticulum.